This is a messenger RNA of Prunus persica (peach), 465 nucleotides long. RefSeq names its product probable threonine--tRNA ligase, cytoplasmic. Gene Ontology annotation, cellular component: mitochondrion; chloroplast. The record is from RefSeq and is a predicted model, not a curated record. The transcript has 3 exons. Gene Ontology annotation, molecular function: threonine-tRNA ligase activity. Lineage: Eukaryota; Viridiplantae; Streptophyta; Magnoliopsida; Rosales; Rosaceae. The coding region runs from base 1 to 465 and encodes 154 amino acids. Gene Ontology annotation, biological process: threonyl-tRNA aminoacylation.
AUGGUGAUGGUGGUCCACGCCAAAGAUGAUGCCUACCUCGAUGCCGUCAUUCCCAAGGGCAUCCAACUCUUUGAAUCCAUAGAGGCCCAGCAACAUGCUGCUCGACUCCCCUCCGAUCCUAUCAAGAUUACAUUGCCCGACGGGAAGGUGGAGGAGGGCAAAAAGUGGAUAACUUCCCCUUUUGACAUUGCAAGUGAGAUUUCAAAGAGUUUGGCUUCCAACGCUUUGAUUUCUGAGGUCAAUGGGGUUCUAUGGGACAUCAACAGGCCUUUGGAGGGCGAUGCUGAGCUUAAGAUCUUCACAUUGGACUCAUUCGACGACAAUGUGGAUGUCCGGCAUACCUUCUGGCACUCCAGCGCCCACAUUAUUGGGCAGGUGAGCGUAAGGGUUAGAGUCCUACUUUUAAGAAUUCUGAUAUCUAUGUUGGUUCAUCCACUCCACUCCACCUAUGUGAAUGAAUUGUAA